AUUACUUAUGAAACUCGAAACACAAUCUCCACCAUGUGUUUUUCCAUUUCUUUAUGAGGGAAAAUAUUAUCCUUCGUGUACCACAGAUGGUUCCAGCAGGGAUAUGUCCUGGUGUGCAUUAACUGAUAACUAUGAUGAAAAACGCCUAUGGAAACAAUGUGCUGUUACUGAGUAUGGAGGCAAUUCAGGAGGAAAACCCUGUGUCUUUCCCUUUGUUUAUAUGAGUCAUGUUUACUACACCUGUGCAGGCAAAUCUGACCGUAAAGGGCCAUUCUGGUGCUCUACGACUGGGAACUAUGAUAAGGAUAAGAAAUGGAGCUACUGUGCUGAUACCAGACUUGAUGCAAAUUAUCCCACUAAUCCAUGCAUCUUUCCUUUUAUCUUUGAAAAUAAUCUUUAUUCAUCCUGUACAACAGAUGGAAGAUCUGAUGGAAGGCUUUGGUGUUCUAUUUCAAGUAAUUUUGAUAUUGAGCCUAUGUGGGUAUACUGUGAGCCUUCAGAUCCUGCCCCUUGUAGUUUCCCAUUCAUAUACAGGAACAAAUCCUAUUAUUCCUGCAUCACAGAUGGGAUUUUAUUCAAUCAGCUAUGGUGUGCCACAACGACAAACUACGAUAACGACAGAAAAUGGAAAUCAUGCUCCCUUCAAGAAUAUGGUGGGAAUGCCAAUGGCCAGCCUUGUGUCUUCCCUUUCAACUACAAAGGAGAGAUGGUUACCACUUGCAUUGAUGAGGAUGAGAAGAAUGAGAAGAAUGGGAGAUUCUGGUGUGCCACUACAGAAAAUUUUGAUGUGGACAUGAAAUGGAGCUUCUGUGCUGAUACACGUUUAAACAAGAAAAAAGGCAGGUUUGAAUCAAAUAACUAUCCUUUACCUCUACUAUAUCCAUUCAAAGUGUUAUCUGCAUUUAAGAAUUGCUAUGUCCCAAGCCUUUAUAAUGACACAUUUAGUCUGAUAGUCUAA
Crotalus tigris (Tiger rattlesnake) is the source of this 958-nucleotide messenger RNA. Its product is annotated as epididymal sperm-binding protein 1-like. NCBI's taxonomy places the organism in Eukaryota, Metazoa, Chordata, Lepidosauria, Squamata, Viperidae. The transcript is spliced from 7 exons. Gene Ontology annotation, cellular component: cell surface. Bases 8 to 958 code for a protein of 316 amino acids. Gene Ontology annotation, molecular function: heparin binding. The record is from RefSeq and is a predicted model, not a curated record.